Messenger RNA from Toxotes jaculatrix (banded archerfish), 1596 nucleotides. Its product is annotated as multiple epidermal growth factor-like domains protein 6. The transcript is spliced from 12 exons. The record is from RefSeq and is a predicted model, not a curated record. Bases 34 to 1596 code for a protein of 520 amino acids. Lineage: Eukaryota; Metazoa; Chordata; Actinopteri; Toxotidae.
ACCUACCAGGAUUUAUCAGGACAGGCAGAGUGUAUGAAAUGUCCAGCAGGAUUUUACUGCGCUGGCUCAGUGGAUGCUGACACUGGGCAUGUGUCUGGGACUCACACUCCCAUGCUGUGUCCUAAAGGACACUACUGCCCACCAGGAACACAGUCUGGUGUUGCAUUCCCAUGCCCAGCUGGUGCCUUCAGCAGGCAGAUGGGGUUGUCCAAUAAGUCGGGCUGUGAGCUCUGUCCUCCGGGGAGAUACUGCAGUUCCUCUGGACUGGCUGCUCCCACUGGGGUCUGCUCUCCUGGUUACCUCUGUAUCCAUGGUUCUGUUUCUGCCCAGCCAGAGGAGGGCCCAACAGGAGGCCGCUGCUCUGCAGGGUCCUACUGCCCCCAGGGUAUCACCUAUAUGGCUCCCUGCCCUGCAGGCACCUUCAGCUCGAUAGAUGGGGCAGUUUCUAUAGAAGCCUGUCGGCCCUGUUUGCCUGGCCAUUACUGCGCGGAGGUGGGUCUCUCUUCCCCAUCUGGGCCCUGCAACCCUGGCUACUACUGCAGAGAAGGAUCCAGAACAGCCACACCUUGGGGUAAUAUGACAGUUACAGGAGAUACCACGUCUCCAUCCCCACUUCCUGGCAGUUCAAACCUGGGUCAGUUCCAUGGUGAUGUGUGUCCUGCAGGUCACUAUUGUCCUAGAGGGAGUGCAAAGCCAAGCCCCUGUCCUCCAGGCACUUUCCUGGGGAAGUCUGCAGCUGAGUCUGAGGCUGACUGUGAAUCUUGUUACCCGGGUUCUUACUGCCCCUCAUGGGCUCAGAUCUCUGCUGACCUCCUCUGCCCCCCGGGGUGGUUCUGUCCACCAGGAUCAAGUUCUGGACAUCAGCCAGGAUGUCAGUGCCCACCUGGACAUGCGUGCCCACAUGGUAGUGCUGAACCAGCCAUCUGUAGCCCUGGCACUUUUCAGUCUUCAUCUGGACAGUCAACUUGUGACAGCUGCCCACCAGGUUUCUACUGUAUGGAGGGUUCAUCUGUGCCGUUUCCGUGUCCGAUGGGCAGUGUCAGUCCAUCAGCUGGCAGGACGUCCCUCAGUGACUGUUCCUCCUGCCCUCCUGGCUCCUUCUGUAACAGCAGCGCUCUGACAGAGCCAUCUGGACCCUGCAGCCAAGGACAUUUUUGUUCUCUGGGGUCCACCGAGUCUUCUCCUGUCUCCCAGCCUUAUGGAGAUGUUUGUCCCAAAGGACACUACUGUCCUCAGGGCAGUGGGUCACCAAAACCCUGUCCAGUUGGCAGCUUUCUCCCAGAGCCUGGAGCUUCCUCCCCCUCUCACUGCCACCCUUGCCCCCUAGGGAAAUACUGCCUCAGACCUGGAGCCUCGCAGCCCACAGGUCUGUGUUUUCCAGGUUUCUUCUGUUCUGGAGGUGCAGAUAGUCCCACACCUCGAGCCAACUUCUCUUUGUUCAGCUGUCUUCAGGAAAUACUGGAAGUUUAUACCAUGAAGACAGACACUGCCUUCUGGAUGCACAAUCUGUCCUGCUUCAAUAACUCCAGUAAUUCUGGCCAGGACAUCAGUUUCUUCAAACUGCUCAAGCACAGUACAGAGCCUUAUGUGUCGUGA